Messenger RNA from Rhagoletis pomonella (apple maggot), 3138 nucleotides. RefSeq names its product transcription factor SPT20 homolog. Gene Ontology annotation, molecular function: microtubule motor activity. The annotation marks the transcript as partial. The transcript is spliced from 7 exons. Gene Ontology annotation, biological process: microtubule-based movement. Lineage: Eukaryota; Metazoa; Arthropoda; Insecta; Diptera; Tephritidae. The record is from RefSeq and is a predicted model, not a curated record.
CAAUUGAAUUUAAUUUGAUAAAAAAAAAGGUAAAAUCGAAUUUUUGACUGAAGCGAGAAAACUUAGAUUUGUGUUUUAACUGAAAAGCAUAGAAAAUAUGGGUGAAUAACUGAAAUAUAAAAAGGAUUUUAACAAAGUUUCGUCUUAGCAAUGAAAAAAGAUCUUAUAGGUACCUAAACAAUUUUCAGAAAAAGUUUAAUAGAAUAAAAAAUGUAAUAUCGACCUAACUAAUGCAAUUGGCUUAGAUAUAAUAUUGGAGAACUCUGUCAUAAAUUGAGUGGACUCGGAAAUCUUUGCAUCAAAUAUGAAAAAGAGCUCAGAGACGAUUUUGAUGCCAUAAAUUAGAACAAUAUAGUCCAUCAUUUUAUGGAGAACACGGCGCAACGCUCUUUGCUAUUGAGUGCCUACAGCAAGUUAGAUGAUUUUGAAAAGAACUGAAAAAUAAGCGGGAACAUGUUGCAGCGUACAAAGUCGGCGCGAAAUCGGAAGAUUAGUGGAAGGUGCAGUGAUGGCGACUCUUCGGCGAAUGAGGCUCCCGUAUUUGCAUCUGUGCAUCGACCACGCCACAAUGUUGGCGCAAGUUCAGCCGCAAGACGUGAUGGCCAGCCCAAAGGACAUGGAGCCGCAACAUCAACAGCUGGUGGUGGUCAUCAACAGCGCCAAAGCUAUCAUCAGUAUCAGCAACAACGUAAAUUACAACAACAGCUGCAACAACAACACUACCAGCAGCAGCAACAGCAAUCAAUCGGCAAUGAGAAUUCGAGUGCCGCACAAAAAUUAGCCAAAACGAGUCGCAAUUGGAACGAGCAACAACAACAGCAGCAACAAAUACUACGGCAACAGGCACAGGCACUGGCAAAGUAUCAGCAACAGCAGCCACACACGAAUACUGGCGACACUGCAGCGAAGCAAUCAAUUGCGGUGGUGGGAAUGCCGCAAUCAUUGGUGGCUGGUGGCCAUGCUGCUGGACAUGGCAGGCCGGCAAUGCAACAAAUCGAUACGAAUGGUGGGCUACAACGCGAUUUGUCGCCAGCUAAGACGAGUCGUAUACCACAGCAGCAGCAACAGCAACAACAAACAAAUUUUAAUCAAAUAUCGAAAACCGCUACAAAUCUAUUGAACGACAUUUACGAGCGUCAUUUGCUAAGUCAGACGACAUUUCAAGUGGACGGUAUACUGGAGAGGCAACAGCAACAGCAACAGCAGCUACCACAACAACAGCAACAGCAGCAGCGACCGAACUGGCAACAAAAGCAGCAACUGCAGCAGCAGCGUUUCCUAGCAGCGCGUCAGGUGGGCCAAGAAGUAGAGCUCAAUUUCGCCAGCUCUUCGAGUCAGCAACAACGUAGUCAGCCGCAACAAAAUCAAUCUCAGCAGCGUACACAGCAAUCGCCACGCCACUUUCUCUCUGCUGCCAACAGUCAACAGCAGCAGCCAUUUGACUCCUCACACGAAGAUGUUGACAGAUUGUCGUCGUCGGCGGCAACUUUUGUGCCCAUACAUGGUGGGCCCAACCAGCAGCAUGUUGCACAAAAGCCAGUACACUUUUUGAAGUUGCCGCCACCACCACCACCGCCGCCGCCUGCGCCAACAACCAACCAACCUGGUGUCAAGCAGGAAUCCAUACAUUCCACAGAGUUGGGAAGCUACUCAUCCUAUCAGCAACAUUUCCAAUUCUCCGAUGCCUAUGUAGAGCCAGUGGAUAGUCGGCAACAUUUUCUGCUGCAGAGCGAUGCAGCUGCGAAUCCACCACCACCGCCUGCGCCACUCAAUCACGUCUAUGAGACAAUUAAGGAGCGGCCACCGUUGCCGCCACCUAAAAAUCUUAGAAAAUCUGGUGCAGAAGAUGUGGCGCCCCCAUUGCCACCCUCGAGACAGUUGAAAAAGCGUUUGCUCGCCGCAAAAGUGGGUGGUAAUAAGCGAGCAGCUGCGGCAGCAACGAAUAAUAGUCACGGCAAACUGGACGCUGGUCAGUUGGGUGGCAAGCUCAAUAGCAAGCUGCUGCCUAUGCAACCGCCAGCAUAUGUGGCGCCACCAGCUGCGGCUACAAAGCAAGUAAUCCAACAGCAGCAACAACAACAACAGCAGCAGCAUCAAUAUAACCCGCAACAGCGCACCAAAGCCGAUGGCGAGCAACGUCCUUACCUGUAUCAGCAGUUGCGCGAACGACAGCAGCAACAACAACAACAACAACAACAACAACAACAACAACAACAGCAGCAGUUGCACCCGGCUAAGGCAGUUGCACAGCGUCAACUUUUGGAGCCGCACCAGUCACAACAACAACAACACCAGCAAUCCCAUUCAGAACACACACAAGCGCGCGAGCAUCCUUUGGGCGCGCAUGCCGACCAGCACGGUGCACAACAACAACAACAGCAACAACAAAAGACUCAGAAGUCUGCUGGAAUUAUGAUAACCCAACCCGCAGUGGCAUUAACCACCACAAAGGCAACGAUACAUGCCACAGCAGCCACAGCAUCCACACAGGUGUUGUCCUCUUCUGCGACUUCCAAUUCCCAGCCCACCACUUGCGGCAUCUCCGCCAUUGAUGUGUCUGAUAGCUCUGUGGAAUUGUUGUUACAACAAGCCGGCUUACUGCAAUCGUCGCAUGCCACCUCAUUAACGGCAAUGCACAGCAACAGUGGCAUUGGCGGCGGUGGCACCAACAACGCCUGUGCGCAUGCAACUAAUAAUGCCAAUAAUGCCAAACACAAUGGCGGCAAUGCCAACAACAACAACAAUUUGCCCACUACUAGCCAUCACCAACGACCCACUGCUUUGCCCAUCGUUUUCGAGGAGGACACCGGCGAAUUUCAGGAUGUUUUGGUGCUCGAGGAGGACGGCACCGCCAAAUUGCCAUAUCGGCACGGCAAGAUCGAGGUGCGAUUGGAGACGGCGCAGGCGAUGGCCGCAGCUGCUUAUUAUGCCAGAGCCGCACAAAAACUUGCACAAACACACAAUUCCAGCAAAAGUCGCACCGCCGAACUGCCAAAUGCCAGCGCACGAAAUGGUGGAUUUUGUGGAGCGCUACAGCGAGCGCCACCACCCAUGCCACCAGGGCUGGCGCGAAGGCUUGCGAACAAGGAAAACUACGGCAUCGGCAAGGUUAAGGUAAUGUUGCGUGUCUCGGACACA